AUGGAGAAAAGCACCCGCUCUCAAAACUCCGCCUCCUCCUUCGAGGGUCUCCCCCCUCCCGACCUGCACCUCCAGUCCAAACUCCGCACCCUCGGCGCCCUCGACAGCGCCCGCGCCAUCUCGACGGCCCUCGCCUUGCUUAUCGGCCUCACCGUGCUCGGGCUUGCCGGGCAAACCCUACGCGUGUACAACGAGACACACGUCGCGGACGAGGCGACAUUGUUGCCGCUGUGGCCGGCCGAGUUUAAUGUCCGCCCGACGGUGUCGUUGGUUGUGGGUAGUGCGGUUGUUGUUGUGGUGAAUCUGUUUGGGGUUUUGUGCAGUUAUGUGCGUGCUCUCCGCACCCGCGCAACCCUCCACACCCCCACAACCUUCACCACCCCCCUCCUGGGCCUAACCGCCUCCCUCAUCGCCAUCAUCUUCUACUACACCGCCAACGCCUCCGACGUGUCGGACACCUUCGUAUCCUGGACCUGUCGCUGGCGAGCCGUGCCCAUGACCCAGGCUCCCUAUUGGGACACACUCUGCGAGCAGAGCCAGGCCGGGCUGUACCUGGCUGUUGUGCUGGUGCCGGUGGAGGUUGCGGGUGUGGUGUUGGCUGGGGCGCAGUGGAGGGUGGAGAGGUAUGUGGACGGGUAUUUGGGGGCGAGGAAGACGCCUGUUUUGGGCUGA
Molecule: messenger RNA, 672 nt
Organism: Dichotomopilus funicola
Lineage: Eukaryota; Fungi; Ascomycota; Sordariomycetes; Sordariales; Chaetomiaceae
Exons: 2
Coding region: 1-672 (223 amino acids)
Source: RefSeq, a predicted model, not a curated record